Messenger RNA from Megalopta genalis, 4301 nucleotides. RefSeq lists its product as uncharacterized. NCBI's taxonomy places the organism in Eukaryota, Metazoa, Arthropoda, Insecta, Hymenoptera, Halictidae. The record is from RefSeq and is a predicted model, not a curated record. Gene Ontology annotation, molecular function: chromatin binding. Gene Ontology annotation, cellular component: chromocenter; nucleus.
UCCAUUCUACGCGCCCCGUGACUACGAUCCUUUUCCCUCUCGUAGGGAGCAUUGUGUGAUUAACUUUCACGGAUAAGAAAAGGAUCGAUAAUUUCGGAGAAGUUUAUUCUUAAGGGAUGUCGCCUGAUAUGCGAUUAAGACGAAAGAUGCUUCCCGGGAAAUGACAGAGUCGGAAUAGGGAAGGUGACCGGGGCAUCGGACGUAGAUUGAUACGUGUUUGGUCGAUCGUAGUGGGGGGUAGAGACCGGCGCAUGCGCGUUGGUUCGGUAGUGGCCAGCUGUGCGUGGACGUUUCAACGCGGCGCGGCUGGCGGUGGUGGCAGCUAGGAAAGCAAGCGAGCGAACGAGCGAGCAAGCGAGCAAGCAAACAGCCAGAGACUGCCCUCCUGUCUCCCCCACCCCUAGCAUGCCUCGGAGAGCCCAUGGCCUCCGUACACACGGAGGAGAGUGAGGCAGCCCCAGCCGCUCCUCACGUCAUCCGCUGAGAGAGAGACGACGGGCCUCGACACGGCGAGGAGCAAUAAUUCUAACGAGCCAAGAUGGCGGCGGACACGGUGGCCCUGUCCGCGCUCACGCUCGCCAGGGGCGACAAGAUCCUCGUGACCGUCGAGUCCGCGCUGCCGGACAUCGUCGUCGUGUCCUUCGUCCACGGUGCCAAGUGCUUCCAGGGCGCAUUGCUCGACGCCACCAAGAGGGGCCUCCCCUGUGGUGUACAGCCUCCGGAACCGGUGCCAGAUCCCGAUGGCGACAAGCUGGCGACGAUCGCGGCCCGUUUCAGCUACUUUCAGGAGCGAAGUAGCAGCUCGCUGGCCACUGCCAAAGUCGAUCUCCGAAGGAACAUUAACCCGCCAGCCAGGUACAAGAAUGCACGACCGACGGUCAGGCUCAGGCCGCGGCAGGUGCUCUGCAGCAAGUGCAGAUCGAUCUGCAACGAGAACAGCGAGAACGUCGACGUCAGCCGGAAACGGAAGCACGACGAGCACCAGCCGGAGCACCAGCAGCCGCAGCAACAACAGGUGACCGGUCAUGGAUCGACGAGAAGAAGCGAUCGUCGUUGCGGCCAGCAGCCGCAAAAAGCCUCGAGAAUACUGUUCUCCGAAUGUCAGUCUGAAAACAUCACAGAGUCUUCCCAUCAGCCAACAAAAUCCUCGUCGUCGUCGGCUUUGAGCCCCGACUCGUCGAAGCUAGCACCGUCUCUCAUACCCAAAAUCUCGAGACUCCAGCCGAACGAGAUCAAUAACGCCACACAGGGAACCGAAAAGGUGAAGAUCGCCCCGUCCUAUUGGAACAACCGACGGGAAGCAGGUGGAUCUUCGGUGAAUGCGUUGGAGCCGACGGAGGAGCGGAUGGAGUCGACGGAUUGUGACAGUAAUCCGUCGAUGGCGUAUUGUGCCACGCCCAGAAGGCUCAGCAGUUCAUCUGUAGAGAGCGCGAAGAUCCCUGAAGAGGACGAGAAGAAGACGUUCGCGGCGGCAGACUCGACGAUGAGGCCACGAGCGGGACGGGUACCGCGAAAGAAGCGGUCGGUCGGUUCGAUGGAGGACCUCUGGGACGAAACCGUGUUCGAAGAUCCGACCAGGACAGCCAGGACCACGCCGGUCAUUAAAAUCUCGUUUGGCGCGCAAGGGGAGGGCACCGUCCUCAAGAUACCCUCGAAGAUACAAGAUCCGGAGUACGAGCAGGAAACGGACGAGGCGGAGGACGCGCAAAACGAGGCCGAGAGGGACCCGCUGGAGUUGCCCAGAACCUUCGAGAACGAGUACGAUUACCGUGAAGACUGCGAGGAAGAUGGCCAGGAGCAGGUUGAUCCUCAGAAGCAGGGAGUCAAGGACGCCAGCGCGAAGGCAGCGAAGCGGGCGCUGAAGAAGGCCAAGAAGGAGGCCAGGAGAAAAAUGCUGGGAGGUGUUUCACCUGCCAGGUCGCCAUGCAAUGGAUCGCCAAGAUACAAUUCCACCUUCGACAGUCUAUCGUAUCACCGUCGCAAACAUAAAGUGAAGCAUAAAAAGAAACACAAGGAGGACAGGAAGCAUAAGAGUCAACAGCAGGCGCCUCAGCAGCCAUGUCUCGAGACGACUACGGAGAACCAACAGAAUUGGAACGUGUUGCCGGGUAGCGAGUCGUAUACAGCCAUAAAGGAGCAGUGCCUCAAGCAGAAGUUGUCCAUAUCCCUGAAGAGAUUAAAUACAAACGCGUACGCCAGAUGCGACUACCCUGUCAGCAACGCGUCCUCCGGCUGCAAGAGUCCUGGUGCGAGCAGUGACGAGCUCAGCGAACAGGAACCCGAGGUGGAUGCCGGAGAAACUGCACCUGACUUCCCCCCGCAGUCCCAUCCUCUCAUGAUGCGACUCGCUGCAACUCCUGUUGAGCAUUGCCUCACGGCCAACGGCAGAAGAAUGGACGUCGGUGAUGUCGUGUGGGGAAAAAUCCAUGGGUUCCCUUGGUGGCCUGGGAAGGUUCUUAGUAUCACGGUUUCUUGUAAAGAAGAUGGCACUUCAUCUGGACCCCAGGCCCACGUCGCUUGGUAUGGUUCCUCGACGAGUUCUUUGAUGUCGUGUGAUCAGCUGAGUCCAUUUUUAGAGACGUUCAAGACACGGUACAACAAGAAGAAAAGGGGGCCGUACAAGGAGGCGAUACGGCAGGCACAAAACGAGGCCCGAAGUCAGAUCACGCCUAACUCGACGAGCAGCGUGCUAAACGUGUGCGGCUCGCCGCGUGAGGUGAACGUCCUCUCCUAAGGGAAGGUGCGAACGGCCACCUGACACCAUUCCUUUACUGCCGGACCCGUCGGCCAAAACAGAAAAGAAAGAAACAGAAAUCUCUCCCGGCGGGUCGAGAUCGUCGUGUAAUAUAUAGAAAAAGAUUUGUACAUAAUCUAGCGUUAAUGAGACAAAAAAUAGCUCUUUGGAUCGAUGUUCUUAUCAGUCGCGUGAUGCUGUUUCCGUGAUCAGUCAUUCGCGAUGGCCCACGGGAACCCGCAGAAGCGAUUUGACUCGCAAAACAAAACGGAGAUAAAAACCCACAAAAAAAUAAGGGAGAAAAUGAUGAAGAUGAAGAGAAGGGACGAUGAAGUUGACUGCCAUCACUGGCGCGUUUUUUUAUCCUCGGCUUUUGGAGCGAAACAUUUAGCGUGUAAGGAAGUAUUUAGAUAGGCUAUAUCUAGGUGAUAAUAAUGUGUCGGCUCUCGAGUAUAAUUUUUUUCGUAUUAAAAUGUGACUCGUUCGAUGGCUGGGACACGGGACGCCGUCGCCGUUCGGUGGUUGUCGGCGUGCUCGUGCUACUUAAAAAUUCUUUAUAUACAUACAUACACAUAUAAACAUAUAUAUUUGUAUUACGACUUCAUUGUGAUCAUUGUCGGAAUAUAUUCUUCGAGCUGAUCCAGUGCGGGCAGUGAAUCUUCGAUGCAACAUGUCUGCCGGGCGUUGCCGGAUCAUGCGGUCGUUGAUGAGUUACUCGAUUGUAUCGUAUAGCAUGAUUGAACUGCGGGUCUCAUUCGUUCACACUCUAAAAUUACUAGAGCAAUUCAAUAAGACAUAUAUUUUCGUUGCAAGAACGUGCAAAUUCUGACAAAAUGAAACAAUUAACUGAAAUUGAGUAAGAUUCGGUCUCUUAAAAAUGAUACGAUUAUUGAACAUUGUUCAGCGGUGUCCAUUGUAAUUUCAUUUUGUGAACGCAUAAGUUUCCGCAGUCUAAUGACAACACGAUUGAAAACAGACAAUACCUUUAACGAGCGACGUUGCGGCGAUUUUCAUGGUUAUUUGAUGAGGAUUGCAGAGUGUCUGCGGGCGUUUUAGUUACAGAUCGAACACAGCUUUAAAAAAAAAAACUUUAGACUUCUAAGCUGAUUCUGGCAACUGGAAUUAGAUAGAAAUCGGAAGGAGUUGGACAUUGUAUAGUUUAUAGUUUAUAGAAGAGUAUAAUUACUUCGAAAUUUAUUAUUUCUUUUUUAAGCGAGUAGAAAGGUAUUUAGUUAUCGCAGACGAGACGUGCAGAUUUCGCCGUUUGUGAUCUGCGGUUGUUGUUUUAUCAGUGAGGACUGUCCACAAAAAAGGUCACUAACUGUGGUACUAAUUAUUUUCGCAGUGCGACGGAGUCGGUGAGGAAUGACAGAUUAUUUCGAUGACAUUAUUUUCUACGGGGCAAAUCGUUAAUCAAGGACAACGGUAUGUUGAAAGUUUAACGUAGCACGAAAUGGCAUUAAACCGAACAAGUGACAUAUGCAACAACUUAGGUAGCAACCUGUGAGCAAAAGUACUUUUAUAUUUUGUAUAUUUAUGUGAAAGAACCACGCAGCUGUUGGUAGUU